Molecule: messenger RNA, 1806 nt
Organism: Drosophila sechellia
Lineage: Eukaryota; Metazoa; Arthropoda; Insecta; Diptera; Drosophilidae
Product: RNA-binding protein 14
Exons: 2
Coding region: 42-1658 (538 amino acids)
Biological process (GO): positive regulation of transcription by RNA polymerase II
Cellular component (GO): RNA polymerase II transcription regulator complex
Molecular function (GO): transcription coactivator activity
Source: RefSeq, a predicted model, not a curated record
UUGCACUCUCCGUUCAACUGGACAGCCGAGCACUCAGAAAAAUGAAAUUCUUCUUGUUCUGCGCCUUCAUCGCCGCCGUGGCCGCUGAUGUCAGCCACCUGCCAUCUAGCCAGUACCUGCCCCCCGGCCGUGGAGCAGCAUCGGCUCCCGUGGCUUCCUACUCCGCUCCUGCCCAGAGCUACAGCGUAGAGGCCUCGGCCCCAGUUGCUUCCUACUCCGCUCCCGUUGAGUCCAGCUACUCCGUUGCUGCUUCUGCUCCGGCGGUGUCUUAUGCUGCCCCAGCUGUGUCCUACGCCGCUCCUGCCCAGAGCUACUCUGCUCCUGCUGCCACCUACACCGCCGCUGCUUCUGCCCCAGCUGUGUCCUACGCCGCUCCUGCCCAGAGCUACUCUGCUCCUGCUGCCACCUACACCGCCGCUGCUUCUGCCCCAGCUGUGUCCUACGCCGCUCCUGCCCAGAGCUACUCUGCUCCUGCUGCCACCUACACCGCUGCUGCCUCUGCCCCAGCUGUGUCCUACGCCGCUCCCGUCCAGAGCUACGCCGCCCCUGCUGCCACCUACAACGCUGCUGCAUCGGCUCCUGCUGUGUCCUACGCUGCUCCUGCUCAGACCUACACCGCUGCCGCUUCCGCCCCAGCUGUGUCCUACUCCGCUCCCGCUGAGUCUUACGAGACCGCUGCCUCUGAGCCCGCACACACCUUCUCGGCCAACGAUGGAUACCGUUACAAGACCCACAAGCGCGUGGUCCUCCGCCGUCAUCGUCGUGGUGUGCCCUCCAACGACUACCUGCCCCCUUUCCAGGGCGCCGCUUCCGCCCCAACCAGUGAGUACCUGCCCCCAGCAGCUUCCGCCCCCGCUCCAGUCUACCAGAGCGCUGCCUCUGCCCCAGCUGUGUCCUACGCCGCUCCCGCCCAGACCUAUUCCGCACCUGCUGUCUCCUACGCCGAGCCCGCUGAGAGCUACGAAACCGCUGCUUCUGCUCCUGCCCACUCCUUCUCCUCCAACGAUGGAUACCGGUACAAGACCCACAAGCGUGUGGUGCUCCGCCGUCACCGUCGUGAUGUGAGCCACCUGCCCUCCAACGAUUACCUGCCUCCAGCAGCCUCUGCCCCAGCUCCAGUGUACUCCGCCCCCGCUCAGAGCUACUCUGCUCCCGCUGCCACCUACACCGCUGCUGCCUCCGCACCAGCUGUGUCCUACGCCGCACCUGCCCAGAGCUACUCCGCUCCUGCUGCCACCUACACUGCUGCUGCUUCCGCUCCAGCUGUCUCCUACGCCGCUCCCGCUCAGAGCUACUCCGCGCCCGCUCAGAGCUACUCUGCUCCCGCUGCCACCUACACCGCUGCUGCCUCCGCACCAGCUGUGUCCUACGCCGCACCUGCCCAGAGCUACUCCGCUCCUGCUGCCACCUACACUGCUGCUGCUUCCGCUCCAGCUGUCUCCUACGCCGCUCCCGCUCAGAGCUACUCUGCUCCCGAGUACUACAGCGGUGCCGCAUCCGCCCCAGCUGUCUCCUACUCCGCCCCAGCUGCUUCCUACUCUGCCCCCGCUGAGAGCUACGAGACCGCCGCCUCUGAGCCCGCCCACUCCUUCUCCUCCAACGAUGGAUACCGCUACAAGACCCAGCGUCGCGUGGUCCUCCGCCGUCACCGUUACUAGAGGCUCCAACGAACACCCAGCGAACCGAGCCAAAUCCUGUUAUUUGACUCACGGGUUUCACCUGGGAAACGAAAUUAAGAAAGUCAUAAAUAAAAAAAAUAUUGAAAAAUACGUUCACUGCCUGAUUAAUAAAUCGACUAACAGGAAA